UCCAAAGCUUACAUCUGAAUCUCUCCAGCAAAGAAUGUCGACUUUAGAAGAGUUUUUGUGGUGUUUGAUCGUGUUUUGGAGGGCGUGGUGAGAAGCAGCGGCGAGGGGCAGCAGAAAGACCCGGAGAGAUGCAUGCAGCCAGGGAUAAAAUUAACACAGGAAGUGGGUGUCUCUCUGUUACUUUCAGCAGUUCAUGUUAAACAUGUAACCAGGAAAGAAACACUCAGAACUCAUCUGAACACACAUCGAGAUCUUCAGAAGAACUGAAUCUACUAACAACAGAGAAGAUCACUGAAGAAGAGAGAAGAAUGAAGAUCAUCUGGACUUUCACUCUGCUGAUGAUUCCUGGUGUGGUGAGCUCCAUCAGUGUGACGGGAUAUUCAGGAGGAGGAGUCAUCAUCACAUGCACAUAUGAUAGAAAAUAUACAGACAAUACAAAGUAUUUUUGUAGAGGACAGUGGAAAACAACAUGCUCUGACCUAAUCAAGACUGAUAUGAAAAAUGAGAACAAAUGGGUUGAUUCUGGAAGAUUCUCUCUGUUUGAUUACACAAGAGCAGCACUUUUCACUGUGACCUUCAGAAAUCUGAGUGAACAGGAUUCUGGGAUGUACUGGUGUGCAGCUGAUAUCUCUUGGGGUAAAGAUUCCUACACUGAAGUGAAGCUGAAGGUUGUAACAGCUGAACAAAUCAGUGCUGUGACGGGAUAUUCAGGAGGAAACAUCAUUAUAAACUACAAAUAUGAGAUGAAUCAUGAGAACCAUGAGAAAUACUUCUGUGAAGCUGGAGCAUAUCAAUGUUUUACUCGAAUAAACAUUGACAGAGCAGCAGAAUGGACACAUGUCGGCCAAUUCUCCGUUCAUGAUGACAGAUCUGCACGUCUCUUACGUGUGUUUAUCAGGGAGCUGAAUGAGAACGAUUCUGGAGAAUAUAAGAUUAUAGUCAAAGUUUCUGAAGACUACAGUUUCUUUUCUGAGUUUAAGCUGGACGUUAAGAAGGCUGAUUGUUGUGAGAAGAGCAUCAGUCUCUCAGCUGCUGCAGGAGGAUCUGUGAACAUCAGCUGCAGAUACCCACAAUCCCACAGUGCUGACGUGAAGUUUGUCUGCAGGAGAUCUGGAUCUGAUCUCUGUGCUGAAGAGACGUCUGUGAAGGAGAGCAGAAGAUGGAGCGCUGAGGGACAGAUGCAGCUGUAUGAUGACAGAGAGCAGCAGCUCCUGACGGGAAUCAUCAGUCAUGUCACUCAACAACAUUCAGCUGAAUACUGGUGUGGAGUUCAGUCUGAUCAAGGACACAAGAGCUUCAUCACACGAGUCCUCAUCAACUUUACAACAAAAUAA
This is a messenger RNA of Cyprinus carpio (common carp), 1334 nucleotides long. Its product is annotated as polymeric immunoglobulin receptor-like. The record is from RefSeq and is a predicted model, not a curated record. The transcript is spliced from 5 exons. Lineage: Eukaryota; Metazoa; Chordata; Actinopteri; Cypriniformes; Cyprinidae. Bases 309 to 1334 code for a protein of 341 amino acids.